UAUUGAAUGCGAAACCAGAUUCUUAUUGUUUCUGUAGUAGGUACUUGCCUCAAAUACAAUGUCAUCAUGGAAAAGUAUAAUAAAGAUAAUUCAAUUAAUCCUGUGCUUGAUAAUGUUCGUCUCAAGGAUCGCGUAAUUACAUACAUAAAGCAAUAGAAAAUAAUAAAUAGAAAAUAUGGAUCACUCGUGUGUACCACUCUACAGAUUCGUGCUAAACGGCAAAUUCAGUACAACUGCAACAAUAGUGCGUUACAUAAUAUAAAUACAACGGACAGGAACUUGCACACCUGCCAUUUCCAUUGCCGAAAAGAUUUAAUUUAAUUCUCUAAACAGGUACUUCUUCACGAACUAUCGUGCAACGUACUAAUGGAACGCGAGUCAUAGAUCGUUCGUGAGCUUCGUCGCGGCGUGACUUUAUCUGGCUCGCAAAUUCCUGAGAUUACCGCAUAAUCUUCUCGCAGCCGGCUAAUUGGAAUGGAUUAAUGGUUCUGUGUGGGAAGUUCGGUGGUCCGACGUGUACACAGGCAAACGCAUUGGAAUAAGAAUGAACCGAAUCUCUAUUGAUUCACCUGGAAACCAAAUCGAUAUCCGUACGAGGCACAGGGGCUCACUUCGUUGCAGAUCGGCCAACUUUCGUCGGAUCAACGGAGAGACCAGUCAGACUCGCCGAAUCGACCAUCGAAAAAUUCUCCAGUUCGAGCUGCGCGUUUAUGGCGAUCAUCACGUUCCCUCCUUUCGACCAUUUAAUUUCAAAUUUUAGCUUUAUCCUGCUUUAUGUAUCACGAUGACCAGUCAGGAAGGAGAGAAAAUUGUGGAUACGGAAAAUGACCUGGAUCAUGAUAAAGAAGAGCUUACGACCGAAACGAAGGAAGAUAUUUCUGCAACGAAACCACGUGCUAGAAGAUAUCUCACGAAACAUAUGAAAUUAUAUCCGGAAUUGUACAGAAGCGAUGUCUCGAUACAUCCAAGUUAUACCACUCUUAAAAAUCUACCUUAUUACGUGGUCUGCCGACGACGUGUACAGAGGACCAAGAAGCAGAUCAAGCGUCAGCUGAACCGCGAUAUCAUGCACUUUGCGAUGAUGCAGUUGUUCGCCAUCGAUAGCGUCAGGAUCGACCGUGUAUUCAGCGUCGGGAUGCCACCGAAGACAUUGAUUGUCCCCGAUUUGCUAACCGUGAACGAAAGACGUCACAUCAACGAGCUUCUUCGUGACACAUAACGAAACAGCAUCUCAUUGUGCUCCCAACUUUCAUUGUGUACGAUAUGUAUCGACAUGUGCGAUCGAAUAAAAUUUCCAUUGAUACAUUGAAUAAAGUGGGCGAGUCUAUUUUCUUCCUUUAACAAAAAGGUAAACAGACUGCCGAAACUAUCACGCGAAAUCAGAAGAGAAAACAAAUUCGAUUCGACUAGGAGGGAAACAAAGAAAUUCUCUUACUUUACGUGUAUUAAAUGGUUAAACGUGACGUUUUCUCGGGAUAAUGAUAACAUGAAAGUAUUAUAAUACAUUUUCAUUUUGAUUAUUUUUAUGAAUUCGAUGAGAGCAGAAACGUAGGAUGUUUCGUAACAAGUAUCAGCAUGGACUUAUGUCUGUUUUGUACAGCUGCGGAUCACGCCCGCUAGAGUUAUGGGAUAUGCACGUAAGUUCAUCGAUAUAAAGAAAACAUAAGGAAAGAUAACUCUAUUUUAUGAAAUUAAUAAAUAUAGUUUCGCGGUCAGAUUUAUCGCCAUUAAAUUUCUCCAAAUAGUAUAUCUGUUCAAGUUAGUAAAAUAAAUUCCAUUGCAUUUAAUCUAUUUGCUCCGAGUAUCAAUCGUCUCGAACAGGUGAAGAAUGGAUACAUUCGAAGAGUAACAGACGACGAAGUGAAA
Bombus pyrosoma is the source of this 1866-nucleotide messenger RNA. RefSeq lists its product as uncharacterized. The transcript has 3 exons. The coding region runs from base 785 to 1219 and encodes 144 amino acids. The record is from RefSeq and is a predicted model, not a curated record. NCBI's taxonomy places the organism in Eukaryota, Metazoa, Arthropoda, Insecta, Hymenoptera, Apidae.